Messenger RNA from Malaya genurostris, 1384 nucleotides. RefSeq names its product sister chromatid cohesion protein DCC1. The transcript is spliced from 4 exons. Gene Ontology annotation, cellular component: chromatin; nucleus; Ctf18 RFC-like complex. The coding region runs from base 114 to 1367 and encodes 417 amino acids. Lineage: Eukaryota; Metazoa; Arthropoda; Insecta; Diptera; Culicidae. The record is from RefSeq and is a predicted model, not a curated record. Gene Ontology annotation, biological process: mitotic sister chromatid cohesion; maintenance of mitotic sister chromatid cohesion.
AUUCAUUACGUUCAUUACCGAUAUAUAAUCAUACCUUAAUGUAUAAUUUGUUUCAUUAUCGGCGAAAGUUUUUACUCAUGCAUUUUUAGUAAUCAUUCCAAAGUACUUCGAGUAUGAUUUUCAGUCAAGACUACGAACGUACGGUUAAUGAUGUUCGCUCCAUUAUUCAGUACGCCAAAUUGGAUCACAAAAAUUUAACCAAUACUGCUCAGGCUAUUUAUUAUCCAGAUAAUUUUGCUCCAGAUUUGUCUAAUCUCAAGUUAUUAGAAGUAGACGAUCACAUACUUCAGGAAAUCAAAGAAGGCAAAUCGGUUUCCUUUAAAGGUGCUCUGAACGAAAAGGUCGUAAUUUGUACCGAUAGUCGCACAUACGAUGUGAAGGAGGCUGAAAUUUCCAAUAGCUUGCUGUUAGUGCCACAUCUGAAACAAGCUCAGGCGACCAGUCGUUCCCCGAUCAAGAGUCCUAAGGGUGGAAUUAAUACAUCACUAGACAGUAGCACUGAGGAGGCGGAUGAAGAAGUAGACAGUAUUGAUGAAAUUGAGCGGAAAAAUGUGGUUAAAAUUUUUCACGACUACUUUGAAUGUCGACAGGUAAAGCCCAAGUACAGAAAAAUUAUCGAUCUUUUACGGUUGACGCGUUAUUCGGGUGCCGAAAAUGAACACCUCGUGGAUCGAUCUUUGCUGUUUAGGUUUAAACAAUUGUUGGAUACGGUACAGUGCAGCAGAGAAGAGUUUCAGGAGGGUUUGAAAAAGUAUCGGGCAAUUGAAUUUGAAGAUAGAAUUCGGAUGCUGCAUAGUGAGUACGAAUACCGGGUAAUGACACUGAUGUUGGCUCUGAUUGCCGAAAAUUCGUGGGAGCUAGAUGAAAUUGAUAAAGCUGCCACGAUCGACGCACUAGACGGUAUUGUACCAUAUGAAAUCGUUGAUCGCAUUUUCGAUGUUUACACAGUUCCCAGCGAACGAGUGGAAAGCUGUUUUCGUUAUCGCGAAGAUCUUGUUUGUUCAUUGUUCGCGGAGAAUAUCCUCCAGCAAGGUUUGAAAUUUCACAUAGAAGAUUUUCUAACAAAUUGGCAGCAAACACUUCCGGAGGGAUUCGUGAUCGAUGAGAAGUAUCUGCGUGGGAUAGGAAUAAUCGACCGAGAAGGAGCGGUUCCCUGUGUGCGAGGGCUCAGUGAGGCAGACCUACCAACAAAUUUGCUUGUACGACUCAGUAUGCUUUUCAAAACGAAGGAGAGAUGGAAUCUGGAACAGAUUGAACCAUACAUCGAAUGCUUCACAACGCCUACAUUGGGCGUGACAGCAAUUCUGGCUAAACACACCCGCUCAUUGGUUGCUAACGGAGUGCGAAUCUACGUAUCAAAGCAUUGAACUGCACAGAACAAUCA